Hemiscyllium ocellatum (epaulette shark) is the source of this 4376-nucleotide messenger RNA. It is a transcript of the gene hgh1, whose product is annotated as HGH1 homolog (S. cerevisiae). The transcript has 7 exons. The record is from RefSeq and is a predicted model, not a curated record. NCBI's taxonomy places the organism in Eukaryota, Metazoa, Chordata, Chondrichthyes, Orectolobiformes, Hemiscylliidae. The coding region runs from base 85 to 1236 and encodes 383 amino acids.
GUUGGAGCUCGGAGGUGUGUUCCGGUGUGAGGCGGAGGGGACAGCGUGGCCUUGCGGGGGUCUGAGUGGUUGGACACAGUCACCAUGCUGAAUGAAGAACAAAUACAGGAGCUGCUGGGAUUUCUGACACUUGACACCCGGCUGGAUGUUAAAGGCCAGGCCACUGAGUGUGUGCUGGGAUUGACUGGGAGUAACGACGGCCGCAGCUUACUAGGACAGAGCGUGGACAUCCUGCGGGCUUUGCUGAUGCUCACCAAGGACCCCUCUCAGGCUGUGGCAAAGGACUGCUACUUUGCCCUGGUCAACCUGUCCGCUGAUGAGACGAUACACCAAACCCUAAUCCAGGAUGUCCACCUCGUUUCCACGCUCCUGCCCAACCUCUUGGACCCUGGGUGUGACUUCUCUGACCAGAUCUGCUCCAUCUUAUCCAACCUUACACGGGAGAAGCGCACUUGUGCUGACGUGUUCCAUGCCAUUCAGAAUGAGGGCCCCGGUUUGGCGAAAAUUGUGGACAUCUUCUGCACAGACAGUUACAAUGAAAAUGUGGAACUCCACUACCUGGGGCCGUUGCUGUCCAACUUAACCCAAUUGCCAGAAGCCAGGCAGUUCAUACUGGAUAAAGACAGGUGUGUUGUUCAGCGACUUCUCCCUUACACCCAGUACGAGGCCUCGAGUGUUCGCCGAGGAGGGAUCGUGGGCACACUCCGCAAUUGCUGCUUCGAUCACUCACAUCAUCAAUGGUUGCUGAGCAAUGAAGUUGACAUCCUCCCUCACCUGCUGCUGCCAUUGGCUGGCCCUGAGGAACUGAGCGAGGAUGAAAUGGAAGGCCUUCCUGUGGAUCUCCAGUAUCUCCCCGAGGACAAGCAACGUGAGAAGGACCCAGACAUCCGUAAAAUGCUGCUGGAGGCCAUCAACCUGCUGAUGGCAACGAGAAGUGGGCGUGAGGUGGUGAGGGAAAAGAAGGCCUACAUUAUCCUGCGAGAGUACCACAAGUGGGAGACUGAGCCCGAUGUUGCUGCCGCAUGUGAGAAGCUGAUUGAGGUGCUGAUCUCAGAUGAACCUGAGCCUGGAAUGGAGAAUCUGCUGGAGGUGGAGAUUCCUGAGGAGAUUGAAGGGAAGCUAAAGCUGCAGCAUGAGGAAGAGCAGCAGCGAAUUGCAAAGGAAAAGGAAGAGUUACUGAAGAGCAGCGAGGGCGGGAGAGGACGAGGGGAUAGCCCGGAGGGACUGGAAAGGUGAUGUGAUGUCCUGGACUGAGUGUGCGGUGUUAGAGGAGCCGCAGGCAUGGAGCUCGGUGUGAUUCUGUCUUUGCGAUGGCUCCGUUAGCAACAGCUGAUAUUUGUAAACGGUUUGGCCAAGAGACCCGGUCCUGUCUGGUAAAGUCUGCAAUCGGAGCAGCCCUCUCCUCUUCGACCUACCCACCAUCGGCCUGUGGUGAUUUGGCAAAGCUCUCUCCUAUGGCAAUGCCCCAUCUGAUCACUCCUCCUAAUGUUGUCUGCUCCCUCGUUCAGGGAGACCACACGUGUGUAUCAGGGAGACCACACGUGUGUAUCCGUGUGCAUGGAGAUUUUGAAGGGAAAGGAGAGGAGGCAGGAGGAUUUGGAUACUCGUUCCCGAACUGGUUCAGAGAAGAAUCCAUCUGGUUGUGUCUGGGGUAUCUGAAGCCCCCUGGGAUAAAGUAGCUGAAAUUCUCACCUCUCUCUGCAACCACAUUAGCCCUGCUCCCUGCCAAGAGUCUCUGGAAUACAUCUCUGGGAUCCUGAGGGUCAUCUGGAGUGCUGCCCAACUGCAACACCAUCCGUUGCCAGUCUCUGUCCCACCCCCUUCUCCAUACGGCCCCACCCAUCCCCCUUGCAGGUUGACCUGAGAGACCCCUUGGCAGGGGAGUUCUCGUCAGUGUCCUGUCGAAAAGAUUUACCGUCAAUCAACACCACAAAAGGUCAUGAUUUGGUCAUUGAUGUUGAUGGGAUCUUGCUAUGCAUGUAUUGUCCACUGCGUUUCUGCUGACCAUUCAAAAUGACCCAGUUAGCCACAAAAUGCAGCAAGUGCUGAAGUUGGGAACAACACCUUGGCAGUGGGAGCUGGUUUCUCUUCUGUCUAAUGGCCUGCCUGUCUCUGUGCUUUCACUGAGGUUUGAACCUGCACAGUCAAUAACCAAUAAAACAAUUCCUUUGGCCAUCACAGCAAUCGUUCCCAAAGCAGUCAGCCAAACCUUCCUUUUACUACAGGAUAUUGUUGAGCUAGGUGCAGGAGUACAGAGAAUCUCGGAGUAUGUUAUACAGCAGCCAGCCUUCCACCCACCCUCAUGUUCAACACACAGAAUCCCUACAGUGUGGAAAUAGGCCAAUCAGCCCACACCGACCCUCCAAAGAACAUCCAUCCAGACCCAUCCCGCUACUCUGGCCAAUGGCUAAUCCACCUAGCCUGCACACUAUGGGCAAUUUAGCAUGGCCAAUCCAUCAAACCUGUACUGACACAGGGAGACUAUGCAACCUCUACACAGUCGCCUGAGGCUGGAAUCGAACCCGGGUCCCUGGCGCUGUGAGGUAGCAGUGCUAACCAUUGAGCCACUGUGCUGCCCAUCUUGGGUUGAUCAAUCUCAACUUGGCUUUGCCAGAUUGUCUUAGUAUCCAGAAUUAGGUCUAUCUCAGUUCACAGAAUGUGGGCAAUGCUGGCUGGGCCAGCAUUUACUGUCCAUCCCUAGUUGCCUAUUGAGAAGGUGGGGGUGAGCUGUCUUCUUGAACAGCUUCAGUCCAUGUACUGAGGGAAGGAAUUCCAGGAUUCUGACCCAGUGACACUGAAGGAAUGGUGAUAUAUUUCCACCGGUGAGCGGCUUGGAUGGAAAUUUGCAGGAGGUGGUGUUCCCUUCUCCUCCUAGAUCAAAGUGAUCGUAGAUUGGAAGAUUGUCUUGAAGGAUCUUUGGUGAAUUUCUGCAGUGUGUUUUAUAGAUAGUACACACUGCUACUACUGAGCGUCAGUGGUGGGAGGGAGUGGAUGUUUGUGGAUGUGGAGCCAAUCAAGCGGGCUGCUUUGUCCUGGAUGGUGUCAAACUUAUUGAGUGUUAUUGGGUCUGCACCCAUCCUGGCAAGUGGGGAGGAUUCCAUCACACUCCUGACUUGUGCCUUGUAGCUGGUGGACAGGCUUUGGGGAGUCAGGAGGUGAGUUACUCGCUGCAGGAUUCCUCGCCUCUGACCUGUUCACUGACAUAGGCCUCCAAGAUUCACAGCCUUUUGGGUAAAUUUGAUUCUCAUCUUGGUCUUAGGGGCCUGGGUCCCUGUCCUCGUACCUUCCUAAUGCUUGAGUUAUGAUUAAGAUCUCGGUUCACUUACCUAUUUAGUUGUACAUUCGAGGGGAUGGGUGAAUUUCCCUGCAGUCCUGUAUUCUGUGACACAGCUGACCAUCUUGUUUCUGUUUGGAUGGGAUCAGCAGGAGCAGGGAGUCAGAGCCAGUGAUCAUUGAGAUAUACAGGAGAGAUAUUCCAACCCUCACCAUCCUGCUGCACGCUGCUGGGCAAAUGGAAUAUGAAUUGGAAAAUGCUGCCAAAAAGCAUUUUGUACUGUUCCUAUCAAAGGAAUAACUUUACAAUUGAAAUAUAUCCCUCAACAGCUAUGGAGCGAGGAAACAUUUCACUGGUGAUUCCGAAUAAGGAGGUUAUGAUGGAGCUGUAUGUAAUAUUAGUCACCCACUGUGCUGUUCUGGUCGCCACACUAGAGGGAGAAUGUGAUUGCACUAGAGAGGGUACAGAGGAGGUUCAGCAGAAUAUUGCAUGCACUGGAAUAAUUCAACGAUGGAGAAAGACUGAAUAGGCUUGGAUUGUUUUCCUUAGAGCAGACAAGGGGGGGGGGGGGUAGGAACAAGGUUGGAGUGAACAAAAUGCUGACAUCAUCAACGGGGUAAAUAAGCUGAAGCUUCUCCCAUUUAGUACGGGGUGAAUAACCAGGCGGUACAGUUUUAAGAGAAGGUGUAGGAGGUUUCCAGGGGAUUUGAGGGACAUGUUUCUCGCUGAGGGUUGUGGGUAUCUCGAACUCACUGCCUGAAACAGUGAUAGAGACAGGAAACCUGACGCCCUUUAGGAGAUAUUCAGAUGACCACUUGAAAUUCCAUUGCACACAAGGCUAUAAACCUGGAAAAUGGGCCUAAAGUGGGUGAACAUUUGAUGCCAGGCAUAGACACAAUGGGCUGAAGAGACUUUUAAGUGCUAUAAAUCUCUGAUUUUAUGACAGUAUGAUGGCAGCUGUCACAUUCAUUUGAAUGAAGAUUCUGAUGCGUGAAGAGGCCUGGAUGCCUUCUGACUGUGAAACCCACACAAACUGGUUCUCUGCUCCAGUGAUUAACUCUCCCUCCCCAAACCCCCAAAUAAAACGGAAGAUCUGGUUUCA